Messenger RNA from Malus domestica (apple), 1092 nucleotides. The record is from RefSeq and is a predicted model, not a curated record. NCBI's taxonomy places the organism in Eukaryota, Viridiplantae, Streptophyta, Magnoliopsida, Rosales, Rosaceae.
GACAAGAGGUGUUGUGGAGGGUAGAGAAACAUGCACCACGCCAGAAGAUCAAAGCCUUCCUGUUCCUCAGAUUUAAGUUGGGAUUCAGAAGAAAGAAUGAGUGGAAUGGAGGUUGUUUGACGUGAUUUUUGCAUGCAAUUCGUAAUCUGUUUUGUUGGUGACAUGCAUUGCAGGUUACGUGAUUAAGAGAGUGAUUAAUGUAAUUACAAUUUACAUGCAUACAAACAUCAAACGUACACAUAAAAUGUUGGAUCCGGUGGACGUGGAUAUUGCAGAUUCUGAUUUUCUCACCAACCAAUCAGAUCCAGUUGACUCUUCCGACUCCGACAGUGAUAAUUACUGCUUGGCUUUUACAUGCAAGAACCGAUUGUUUGGUCGCCAGAAGCCUCUUCAUGUUGUCCUCGGCGCUGGUGUAUCUGCUGAUAUUAUACUUUGGAGAAAUAAGCAGAUCUCAGCCUACAUUUUUAUGGGUGCAACACUCACUUGGCUUCUCUUUGAGAGAUUAGGUUAUAAUUUGGUUGCGUUUCUUUGCCACACUUCAUUGCUCUCCUUGACAGCCUUCUUCUUGUGGUCCAACUUUGGUUCCUUCAUCCAUGUGUCUGCACCAGAAAUUCCAGAGAUUGUAGUACCACAGCACCUGUUUAUGAGGACUGCUAUUUCCUUAACAACUACAUAUAAUCAAGCGUUAAGAUCAUUUGGGCAUGUAGUUUUUGGGAGAGACGUAAGAGAUUUCCUCGCGGUGGCGUCGACUUUGUGGGUUCUCUCUGUCAUCGGAAGCUGGUGCACUUUCUUAAGCUUCCUUUACUUAGUGUUUGUCAUACUGAUGAUAGUGCCGACGUUGUACGAUAAUCUUGAGGAUAGCGUGGACAGCAUUGCAGAGAAAGCACUGAUUGAAAUAAAGAAGCAGUAUGCAGUGUUGGAUGAAACAGUCCUUCAGAAACUCAGAAAGAAAGUAAUUUCUAACAAGAACAGAAAGCAACCCUAAAUAUUUGCCUGCCUGCCUAUUUUUGAAGUUCUGCUGGACUCUUCCUCUUCAUAUAGUCGGUACAGUUCAUAUUCCGUUCUUGCUGGUUUCGUUCCCUCGGGUUUUUC